Messenger RNA from Trichomonas vaginalis G3, 258 nucleotides. RefSeq lists its product as uncharacterized. The transcript has a single exon. NCBI's taxonomy places the organism in Eukaryota, Parabasalia, Trichomonadida, Trichomonadidae. The coding region runs from base 1 to 258 and encodes 85 amino acids. The record is from RefSeq and is a predicted model, not a curated record.
AUGACGGAAAAAAAUGAAGAUGCUCCUUCAUUAGAAUCAAUUAGUAACCAAGAAGAGAAGGGUAGCGUGUCACAGAAUGAUGAGGAACCAGCAGUUGAUCCUGAAAAUCCACAAGAAGAUUCUUCUAAAAAUAACUCUGCUUCACAGGGCAUCGAAUCUGAUUCAGGACAAAGAAUUUUAACCCCAAUUGUUACAGAUGGAGUAGAUCCACUUGAUGCUGAACCAGAAUAUAACAUUCCAUUCUUAAGACUGUACUAA